This is a messenger RNA of Labrus bergylta (ballan wrasse), 1694 nucleotides long. RefSeq names its product 2-oxoglutarate receptor 1-like. The record is from RefSeq and is a predicted model, not a curated record. Gene Ontology annotation, molecular function: G protein-coupled receptor activity. Gene Ontology annotation, cellular component: plasma membrane. NCBI's taxonomy places the organism in Eukaryota, Metazoa, Chordata, Actinopteri, Labriformes, Labridae. Gene Ontology annotation, biological process: G protein-coupled receptor signaling pathway.
UUGCAAACAAAAAUAUGCUGGAGUUUCCCCCUGGGUGGAGAAGACUGGAAGGGAAAGGGAGAGAGUAGGAGGAGGAGGAGUGACAGAGGAAUUGAUGUGAAAACAGAGAUGAGACACUGAAGGCUUGGAGAGAACACUGAUGAGGACACCGUAGCUUAAAAACUCCAUCAUGGCCAGAGACAACUGCACCAACAUAGAUGACCUGCUGAAAUGCUAUUACCUGCCUGUAUCCUAUGGAAUUAUCUUCAUUGUGGGCCUGGUGGGAAAUAUCACAUCCAUUGGCAUUUACAUGACAAAGCUGCGUCCAUGGAAAAGCAGCAGCAUCAUCAUGGUAAACUUAGCGUUUACCGACCUCCUCUACGUCCUCAGCAUGCCAUUCCUGAUCUUCUACUACAGCAACGGGGAUUUAUGGACACUUGGAGCUUUCAUGUGCCACUUAGUGCGCUUUGGGUUUCAUUUAAACCUGUACGGGAGCAUCCUCUUCCUGACUUGUCUUGCAGUUUUUCGUUACAUCGUGGUGAUCAAACCUUUGAUGGCUGCACAGGUGCAGCAGAAGAUUUGGGGUAUUAUUGCAUGCUCAAUUGUGUGGAUCCUCGCUGCUGCCGAAAUCACACCUAUGCUGACGAUGAUAUCCCACAACGAAACCUGCGCGGACUUUGCUAGCGCCAUACCCUGGCCUCUGUGGUGGUAUAGCUGGUUGCUCACUGCAAUUGGGUUUCUACUCCCACUAGUGGUGGUAUUCAUGUGUUACAUCGGUAUAGUGAAAGAGUUGGCGAAAGGGCCCCACACAAACAGUCCAUGUCGAAUGCGAGCAAGGCGAGUAACCGUGCUGAUCCUGGUGGUGUUCGUAGUGUGUUUCCUUCCAUAUCACAUCUUGCGUGCAUGGAGGAUAGAAACUCGAAAGGCGGGAAAUGACACACGCAUAAUCGUGCAUGCUGCAUACAUUAUCUCCAGACCUCUAGCUGGAUUCAACACUUUUUUUAACCUAGCUUUAUACACUCUAUCGGGGGAUAAAUUCAGAAGGGCCUUUAUUAGCACUUUUUACUGGAAGUGCUGGCUGACCAAGGCCAGUUCAUUGAUCAAUCUGGCCAUCAUUAACAAGGCAGACAAUGACAUACCUGCUGUGUGACCGACUGUCUUCCAACACCUGACUCAUCUCUCUCUUAUUGACAUACUCUAGAGACUUUCUCAGACAUAAUGUCGGGAAAGCUGCACAAUAGCUGCGGUUUCUUCCGUGUACCUCCCCAAAGGCAAUUAGUAGUUUCAGUUUUUCUGAGGCAGAAACUGAAUUCCAACCACUGAAGUGUGAAUAUAAGUUAAUAAAUAUCAAGUGGUAAGUGCUUGUUAAGUUAGACCUUUGUCCUCAUCUUUUUUUCCUGUCUAGAAAUCACUUUUUUUUACUUUACUUGACAAAUAGUGUAAACACAAAUAAUUUAAGUGAUAGAAGGUUUGAGUUUAAUGUUUGUAAUAAGUGUAGUUGGGUUUCUAAUGCAUUAGUGUGAUAGUCAGAUAUCUAUUUUCCCCCUGUUAAAGUCUGAUUAAUGCAGAAACUCUGUUUUUCUUCAGAAAUUUGCCACAUACUUUACGAUUAAGAUUAAGAUUAAGAGAUUAAGAUUUCACACUCUGUAAAUCAUGAACACACACAGGCUGAAAUACACACACACACACAUGCACACAAACAGGAUCCUGUGGAC